This is a messenger RNA of Perca fluviatilis (European perch), 2203 nucleotides long. It is a transcript of the gene xpa, whose product is annotated as xeroderma pigmentosum, complementation group A. Gene Ontology annotation, molecular function: damaged DNA binding. The record is from RefSeq and is a predicted model, not a curated record. Gene Ontology annotation, cellular component: nucleotide-excision repair factor 1 complex. The coding region runs from base 181 to 1011 and encodes 276 amino acids. Gene Ontology annotation, biological process: nucleotide-excision repair, DNA damage recognition; base-excision repair; UV-damage excision repair. The transcript is spliced from 5 exons. Lineage: Eukaryota; Metazoa; Chordata; Actinopteri; Perciformes; Percidae.
UAAAGAAAGGAAGAAGAUGAAGAAGCCACCGGAAGCAUGCAACUGUCAGCUUUGGUAACAACCAUAUACUGUCUAUGGUAACAACAGUCCAACGCUGCAUUUUUAAUGGAACAAAACAAGACCGGUCUGUAGAGCCAUUUCAUACAUUGCUAUGUGGUGAUCGCUGUUUGAGAGAGCAGCAUGGAUCCGUCUGAGUCCGAGGGAGUGGAAGCUGCCGGUCCCGCCCCAGAACAGAGUCCCAAACCCGAGCUUUCUGCAGCGAUGCGGGCUAAAAUCGAGCGGAACCGGCAGCGCGCGUUGAUGCUCCGGCAAGCCCGACUAGCGAGUCGCCCUUUGUCCGCUGUGGAGGGCGCAACUUCGGCCAAAGUCUCCAAGACCAUCGACUCCGGUGCCGGCUUCUUUAUCGAGGAGGAGGAGGAGGAUAAAGAGGAAGAGCAGAGGACCAGGAAGGUUGUGCAUCAGCCAGCUCCAGUGAUCGAGCCAGACUACCUGGUGUGCGAUGAUUGUCAAAAACCCUUUAUGGACUCGUACCUCAGCAACAGCUUUGACCUGGCUGUCUGUGACAAGUGCAGAGACAACGAGGAAAAGCAUAAGCUGAUCUCUAGAACUGAGGCCAAGCAGCACUACCUGCUGAAGGACUGUGACCUGGACAACAGAGAGCCUCCGCUCAGGUUUAUACUAAAGAAAAACCCUCAUAACUCACACUGGGGAGACAUGAAGCUCUACCUCAAACUACAGGUGGAGAAGAGAUGUAUGGAGGUGUGGGGCUCAGAGGAGGCCCUGCAGGAGGCCAAAGAGACGAGGGAAGAGAACAAAGAGGUGCAGAAACAAAAACGCUUCAACAAGAAGGUCAAAGAGCUGCGCAGGGCGGUGAGGAGCAGUAUGUGGACCAAAAACACCAGCGUCCACCAGCAUCAGUACGGACCAGAGGAGGUGGUGGAUCCGGAGGAGGACCUCUACAAGAAAACCUGCACCACCUGCGGACAGGAACUCACCUACGAGAAGAUGUAGACACUCUCACACACCAGCACUGACUGCUUACAGGUUCAGUCUACAAGGAGAUGAUGUUUGGCAGCGAUGGUCAAAUGAAGCUUCACGAACCACUGUGUUUACUUUCUGAGCUCACUAGAUGCCGCUCUCUGUUCAACAAAGGGUUGAAAACGCACUGAACUGCCAUUCCUUUAAAGUGAUGGUUCGGAGUAAUUUCACCCUAGGGUCUUUUGCACCAUGACCCCGAGCCAAGAAGCUUCAUUUGACCAUCACUAAUGUUUGGUGCUUCUGUUGGGAACCACGCCUCUCACAAAUCCUCCAGCUGUGUUCCUUCUGUCUGGAUUACUAGUGCUAUUUUUUCAUAAAACACUCCAUCCUGAUCACAUACAAGGGGCCAAAAUCUCCUGUGUGUCACUGGCAGGUUGUUAUAGGUCAGACGUAGUUUCUAUUUUCAACAGCUGUUACUGACCUCAGCUUGAACUACUGUAUACUUAUAGCAGAUUGCCUUUUCGGUCCACUGCCUAUUGCAACACUUCCUGUUACUUUUGUAGCAUGCAGAGAUUCACUCUGACAAAUGGAGGAAGGCACGAUAUUGAAACUUGAAAAUACCAUCUUGCUUAAAAUAGUGAAGUAGUGUGGGGCCAACCGUAUGACUGGAACAGAACUGACCAGUAAGAUACAAUUUUUUUAGUAUUUCAUGUUUUUUCACACAAGUCACAUGUACCGUGAUGUGUUCACUGUCAUGAUAUCAAGCCUAUGUUGAACUUCACUUCUCAUCGCCUUUGUGGCCUUAUUGAAGUCGCCAGCAUCAGCUCCGGACUCGUCUCUCACCACUCGCUCUAUAACAUCAGUUUCCAAAUUAUAAUCAAAGACAUUCAUCUUUCAUCUAUUCUUGGACAAAAAGGUAUCGAUACAUAGACCUCAGUCAGAAGUCGUUCAGACAGGAGAUACCUGAUGAGGACUAUUUCUAUGAACUUGAUACUUGGUGUCAGCUGUAAAGAGACGAGCUGUCAUUGUCCAGAUAUUCACUCUACUAAUCAUGCUACAAUGAGACUGAAAGUGUGUAAAACAUGUUUACAUCUUUGUAAAAUUAAUUUAUGUCAUGUAAAAGUUCAUAUAAAUGUCUCGGUCUAGCUUUGCCUCUUCCAUUCAUCAAAAAUAAAUGUAUUUUUGAGACUUAGUGGAAAGUCUUCAAAUAAAAAAUUCAUAAGCA